Messenger RNA from Dromaius novaehollandiae (emu), 1863 nucleotides. RefSeq names its product RAB18, member RAS oncogene family (gene RAB18). The record is from RefSeq and is a predicted model, not a curated record. Bases 156 to 776 code for a protein of 206 amino acids. Gene Ontology annotation, molecular function: GTPase activity; GTP binding. Gene Ontology annotation, biological process: vesicle-mediated transport. Lineage: Eukaryota; Metazoa; Chordata; Aves; Casuariiformes; Dromaiidae. The transcript has 7 exons.
CGGCGCAUGCGCGGGGGAGGCGGUGAGGGGGCGCGUGAAAAGGGUCGGCCGGGCGCGCAGGCGCAGGCGGUGCCGUCGCAGCCUGCGCAGGGAGAGUUGGUCGGGGCUGGGGCCGGCGCUGGGUCGGGCCGGGCCGCGCCGGGCGCGCUGACAGGAUGGACGAGGACGUGCUGACUACGCUGAAGAUCCUCAUCAUCGGCGAGAGCGGCGUCGGCAAGUCCAGCCUUCUGCUACGGUUCACAGAUGAUACAUUUGACCCAGAACUUGCAGCAACAAUUGGUGUGGACUUCAAGGUGAAAACUAUUUCGGUUGAUGGAAAUAAAGCUAAACUGGCAAUAUGGGAUACUGCAGGUCAGGAGCGGUUCAGAACAUUAACACCCAGUUACUAUAGAGGUGCACAGGGUGUUAUUCUAGUUUAUGAUGUCACAAGAAGAGAUACCUUUGUCAAGCUGGAUAACUGGUUAAAUGAAUUGGAAACAUACUGCACGAGGAAUGACAUAGUUAAAAUGCUAGUUGGAAACAAGAUUGAUAAGGAAAACCGUGAAGUUGACAGAAAUGAAGGUCUCAAAUUUGCAAGAAAACAUUCCAUGUUGUUCAUAGAGGCAAGUGCAAAAACAUGUGAUGGUGUACAGUGUGCCUUUGAAGAACUUGUUGAAAAGAUCAUUCAGACUCCUGGACUGUGGGAGAGUGAGAGCCAAAACAGAGGUGUAAAGUUAUCAAACAAGGAAGAAGGAUAUGGAGGAGGAGCAUGUGGUGGAUACUGCUCUAUGUUAUAAACUUUGGGAAGCUUAUUCUUUGCAUAUUUAAACAGAUAGUGACAUCUUUCUAUAAAUAAAUUCAUUAAAUGCUAUUUUUAGGGACCUUGCAGUUUGCACAUAUUUGUUUUGUAUCAUGGCAGUGAACACUUGUAGGAAAAAUGUUCUGCAGCUUUCCCAGUUUGAAAACGUUAUGGUAAGCAUGCCCAAUUUGCAAUCUUCAGGUUUUUAUAAGUAGCAUAAAUAAUGUGCAAGAACGAAUGCACUCAGAAUUUUAUGCUCAUAAACAUUCAUCAUGUAACUACUCUAAACAAAUCCAUCUAACACGUAGACAUUACUGCAUUGUCUGCUUUUUGUCUCAUUUUUAAAUACUCUUGAAAUUAUAGAACUAUAUAGUAUGCACAGAUCCUGAAAACCGUGCGAGCUAUAAGUAUGCAUUUCAUCUCUUCUAGUAAAUGCUUUUUUUAUGGUAUUAAAAACAGCACAGUUAUACAGUUCUUAGACAAAUCUGCUAAAUUUUUGUCUUUCAGCAGAGCUGUCUAAAAUAUGAACUGGCACAGGCCAUAGUUAGUUUCAGCACCUUUUUGAAGAGAUGCUUUGAAAGCUUCCUUUGCAAUGCUGGGGAAUGCCCUUUUUUUUCUUUUUAAUCAUCGCUUCAGUUGACUGCUUAACUGGAGUUUUAAUCCUGUGAUAUUUAUAUACUAAAUUCAUGGUACUCUUGCACUCUAGGUUUUUAUGAUGCGAUCUACUCUAGACCUGCCACAGAAAGUCUUCAUUUUGGCAAAGAGUUUGAAUGACAUCUUUGUUCUUUCAUUGUGAAUCAGUUUGCCACACUUCAGUACAGACACCUAAUUUUCCUAAAUGUUUGUAAUGUAACUUAAACUGUAGCUCACUAUGGCUAUGAAGAUCUGUAUCAUGUCUGCUUUGUGUGGCUACUUGUUCAGAAAUAUAACUUCCUGUCCCAGAUACUAAAUGGGAAGUUAUAUGGCUUUUGGAUCUCUGUAUGGAAAAUACUAUUGCAAUGAGUAUUCACUUGAAUUUACUGUAAUGAAGCCAAUGAUUUGUUUCAGAAGACUUGUAUAGACUAAUAAAUUUUUUUUCCACAGUA